Molecule: messenger RNA, 2436 nt
Organism: Phytomonas sp. EM1
Lineage: Eukaryota; Euglenozoa; Kinetoplastea; Trypanosomatida; Trypanosomatidae
Source: the annotation of a GenBank genome assembly
AUGCGGGCGAUCGGGGCGCCCGCGGUGGAUCGCGUCCUCGCCGGCUACCACGGCACCGUGAUGGGCUACGGGCAGAGCGGAUCGGGCAAGACCUACGGGCUGAUCGGCCCGCACGGGGGGAAACUCCGCGGACGGGAUAUUCGUCGGCGUCUGGCGACCCCAACCACGACCUCGGCCGACCCCUUCCCCACCGCCGAGGAGGGGAGGGAAAGGGAAAAGCCCGGGUACGAAUUCGCGGAGUCCGUCGGGAUGCUCCCACGGAUGCUACUUCGGUUGUUCGAAGGCUUGGAGGCGACCAGGGGGGCCUGCGCGGACGGCGAGGCCGCCGCGCCGUCCUGGUCGGUCUCCCUCAACGCCGUUGAGCUUUACAACGAGGAGCUGCACGAUUUACUCCCCCACCCCUCCCUUUCGUCGGUCCCGCGACGACGCCCAAACCCCGCGGCGUCCGAGCCCGAUGCGCUCUUCGGGGCCUCCACCGACCCCCUCCACCCCACCCUCGCAGGGGGGCGGUCAAAGCGGGGGAGUUUGGAUCCCGCGCGAGGCGGCCGCGUCAACCUCGCGGCGACUUUCCCGAAUCACGAGAAAACCGCUCGGGUGGGGGUUUCCUCCCGCGCCUCGCCGUCCUUUCGCUCGACCACGUGUUUUCACCGGGGAGGAGGGGGAGAGGGAAAAGGGGGGGGAUCGAGGUCGCCAAGCCCUCGACGAGCCGUUCCGGUCUCCCAACGCGGGUAUCCCCGCCCAACCCUUUCUUUCGUAAGCGGAAACUCCCCCUCGGCGUUGCGGAUUCGAAACACCACGCGCAAAUUCCCCGGAGCGGCGAGCCUCUCCGUCGCCAUUGAUGGGAUGUGCACGCAUCGGGUUUGGAAUUUCGAGCAGGCGAUGCAGGUCGUCUUUCAGGCGUUGGUGGAGCGCAAAAUGGCCUACACGCGGCUGAAUAUCAACAGCAACCGCGCCCACACCCUUUUUUUCGUGCAUGUGAUUCAAAAAGACCCCCAUCCCUCCGGGCUCGUGCGGCAUUCCAUUCUCACCUUAGUGGAUUUGGCGGGGUCGGAGCGGGUAAGCCAGACCGGCGCGGAAGGCAUGCGGCUGUGGGAGGCGCGGAAGAUCAACCUCUCGCUGCUGCUCCUCGGCAACGUGAUUCGCCAUCUUAGCCGACAACGGCAGCCUCGCCAGGAGCUCUCGGCCUCGCAUCGUUCCCCUGCCGAAUCCGUCGGGUACAUCCCCUACCGCAGCAGCAACCUCACCCGACUUCUCAAAGACAGUUUUGGCGGCAACGCGAUUACGUUUUUGCUCUGCAACAUCUCGCCCGAUCUGCGGGAUGCGCAGGAAACGCUCUCGACGCUGCGCUUCGCGAGCCUGGCGAGGGAGGUUCGGAAUAAACCGAUGCUGAACACGCGCGCGCAGGACGCCUCGGAGUUCGCGGAGGAGAUUGAACGGCUCCGCGCGCAGUUGAAGGAGGCGCAGGCGUGCAUCGAGUCUUUGAAAGCGCAAACCAGCGCCGCCUCGAGCAGCCACACGAUGUUCGCCGUGCAUGCCAGCUCCAGCAAAGGAUCCACGACGAUGGAGGAGUCCGAUUUUUUGGGCGGCGAAGAGAGCACGCCGAAUCAGUUUUCGAACACUUCGAUGGAUUUUAGGCGCUCGCUCGGCGAUGGAGGGGGGCUGGAUCGGUCUUUGUUCGCGGCGGAGCGAGUGGAGCUCGCGAUGCAGGAGUCUUUCCGGGGGAUGUGGGAUCCGAGCGAAUCAUCAGGGUGGCAGCCGGUGUGGCGGGCUUCCAAGGGGGAACCCGCUGAAGCGCACGCCGCGUGGAAUGGGGGGGAUGCGGACGACAAUGGAUUGUUUAGCGUCUCGGACAACUCCCUUCUGCCCACCCUGCUUCUCCAACACGUCUAUGGGGUGUUGAGCUUUAUUCGCGUCGUAUCUUAUUUCAUCGAUCGCAUUCCGAAGAUCACCUCAGGACCCUCCAAAGUUAAACCGGGAGGGAAUCUCGACGGGGCCGCGAUCGUGGAGGGGCAGGGCGCGCAACAGCCACCCCAGCCGACGAAACCGCCUUUGCGGCGCUUUCCUUUAAGUCGUAGCAUUUCUGUGCAUUUCCAAAACUGCAUCAUGACUUAUAUCUCACGGUAUUUCAAAACUUUGAAUCACUUUAGGAAGUUGGAAGGCGAAAAAGGCUGGCGAAAUGGCUACCCCCAUGUCCGGGCAGAUGACGUCUUCGCCUCGGCGCUAAAGCAGUGCUUCGAUUUAAAGCUUCUGGGCUACGUGGAUGGCGACCGGAAGUCCGGGGGCGGCUACCCUUCCAAUUCUGCCCAUCAAGGCGACUGGGAAGGGAUGUUGUUAGGCUGCGCAGGAGAGCAGAAAUCUUUUCUUAAAAGAUUAUUCUACGGCCUUCGGCUAGCCCUUGCGAUGACGACCAACAGUAGGGAAAUCAUGUCACUCUAA